GUUGUUUUGGUCAGUUACCUCAUAAUUCUGAAGAUUGUGUAAUACCUUUUGACAUAUUGUUUUUCGUUGGCUUACUCCAAUCGGUUCACUGUGAGUAUAUUGAGUGCUGAAACAACAUGGAUAUAGUAAACGAAAGUGGAGAGAAGAUACAUUUUUUUAAUUCUUCAAAUCAGAGAAAUGAAAAUGUCCUCUGUUUCAAUUGCUGGAAAUAGCUAUUGCCAAUGUGUUUAACCUGUCAAAGGUUGCUUCUGAUGUUUAUGUGUUCAUGUGUUUCAGACCCUGAGAGUUGCUCACUGGUGGCUACACACUACAAAUGUCCGGCAUGUCGGCUGAAAAAAUGUUUCGAAGUAGGAAUGAAAGAAAGUCUCAUCCGAGGACCCAACGAAUCACUGAGACAACUCCGACAACGGUCCAAAGCAACAACCUCAAAACACGCGGACGGAGCAGCCUUUCAAAUACCUGCGCAUGUUUCAAGUGUGGUUCCUCCCACAAGUUUCUCACCCGUACUGGUCCAAGAGUUUGAUCCACAACCCGGUCCCUCUCGAUUACCCGCCAUGGUCCAAUCUCCGUCGGAUGAUUCUUCGUCAAUUCUCCCCCCGUCUUUUCUGGAAACGAUUUCGGACUCGAAUCUGUUCCAAGCUCUUGUGGUGAACAAAUGGAGAGAAUCUCACGUUAUCCGAGGGUUUCCGCCCGAAGAGCAAAGAAUCAUUCACGCCAUGUUCCAAAGCAAGCAUCAACAGCUCAUGGCCUACCGGGUGAGGCUCAGACCUAUUCAAGAGUACAAUGCCAUCUUGGGUUUUGCCAAGAGCCAGGGGCAAGAGCGAACGGAAGCAUUGAUGCUCAUCCAAGAUAUGACCCAUGAGUACUCGCAUUUCGUUAUGGAUCUCUUCUUGAAGGACCUGGCCAUUCCCGACCAGACGAAGGCAGCCAUAGUGCUUGGAAAGGAGAGUGUCAUCCAAGCCGUGGUCGUUUUCUUGUUUCUCGGACUAAGUAAUGCGUCAUCCUUCGCCGACCAGUUGGAAUCUUUCCCACCCAUUGGAGAGGGAAUUUUACUCGGCUUGAGAUCCAUCAAUUCCAAUGACGUGGGCAACGUUGUCCCAUUGGAUGCCAGCCACUUCAUUCCAUUCCAUGCCCUUGAGGCAUUGUAUAAGGUAUCUCCUCAUUUGUGCGCGGAAUCAUUUCAUUUUAUUUUGGCUCGUGAACUCUUCGCCAAUUCAAAAGCCACAUUGGGACCCGGAGACCACGACAUUCUCAAAAGUUUGGACUCGCUAACAUUGUACCUUCUCCGCAAUCAGGAUUUGGAACAAAAUCUCGCGGAAUAUAGAGCCCUGUAUGGCUUUAAGUAAUGAAAGACUUGCCAGAACCUCGAUUAGUUGGUUCGAAAUCAAACCAUGGAGAGAGCGAAAAAUGGAUAAUAAGUAACCAAUACUAUCAUACUAUGAUCAUGAAUGUCCAUCACCCCAAUCAAAUGGAGAGAAGUUGUACUAAACGUGGAAAUAAAGAUAUAAAAGGAAGACGACGGCGACAGCAAGCCGCAAAGUUCUUUGCUCAAAUCAUCAUGACCUUCGCUUCUUUCCUUAAUCGUUCUUAGGAAGUCAAUUUGGAGGGUAUAAUCCUUUAAACCCGACAAUCCCAAUCCUACUGGGUUUCCACUUCCCGUCAGGAUUAAUCAUCCUUCGACCAUGAUCUCAAGGUUUCAUAAUA
This is a messenger RNA of Tigriopus californicus, 1704 nucleotides long. RefSeq lists its product as uncharacterized. The transcript is spliced from 3 exons. Gene Ontology annotation, molecular function: zinc ion binding. Bases 222 to 1346 code for a protein of 374 amino acids. Lineage: Eukaryota; Metazoa; Arthropoda; Copepoda; Harpacticoida; Harpacticidae. Gene Ontology annotation, biological process: regulation of DNA-templated transcription. The record is from RefSeq and is a predicted model, not a curated record.